Molecule: messenger RNA, 1886 nt
Organism: Talaromyces proteolyticus
Lineage: Eukaryota; Fungi; Ascomycota; Eurotiomycetes; Eurotiales; Trichocomaceae
Exons: 3
Coding region: 304-1578 (424 amino acids)
Molecular function (GO): FAD binding
Source: RefSeq, a predicted model, not a curated record
AUCCGAGUCCCCCCAAUGAUAUCAAUUUCUUUUUCGUUGCCUAUUGGAUCAGCCCAUACCAUUGUUAGGUAUAUAAAUACCUAGUGCCCAAGUAGCCUUUCGGUAUUCUAAAAGGCACGAGAUUCCCCCAGUUGCCAUUCAAUACUUAUUUUUGAGAUAAAAGCAAACACAAAUAACUGGAUCAAAAACUUUAAAUCACAUAAAGUGACAGAGUCCUAGUUUGCUCAUAAUUAUUUUUCUAUUCCUUGUUGAUAACCCAGUCUUCCUAAUUCACUCUUUGAGAUAACCCUGAAACCAUCAACAAUGAAACCACCGUCUAUUGCUAUAAUAGGAGGUGGACCGAGCGGACUCUUGUUUGCACGUCUUCUGGAAUUGAGUAGCAUUAGAGACUACGUCGUCUUUGAACGAGAUGAGUCAGCUAAACCGGGGGUUUGGCAGCAAGGGGGCACUCUCGAUUUACAUGGUCCCUCCGGUCAGUUGGCGCUCAAACGCGCCGGCUUGUUUGAAGAUUUCAGCACAAAGCUUGCUCGCUGGAAUGCCACGUGCUUUCACGUCCUUGACCCGACAGCGAAAACGGUUGUCAACUUCAAGGAAGAACGGGAUGCACCAGAGAUCGACCGCUUGCAGCUUCGCCAGUUACUACUCAGCUCCAUUCCCCAAAACAAGAUCCGUUGGGGCCAUGCCGUGAGUACCGUGGAGAGAAAGGCCAAAGAUGGGCAAGUGGGAAAGGAUAAUGGUUGUACAAUUCACUUUACGAACGGCACCUCGGCGAGCGGGUUCCACCUUAUUGUUGGGGCUGACGGAUCUUGGAGCAAGGUUCGCCAUUUAAUAAUUCCCGCAAAGCCUGUAUACUCGGGGAAAAUGUUCAUCGAGGGAAUUAUAUCACACGGCAACCCAAUUUACAUGAAAGCAAACGAGAUAGCUGGCCCUGGAAGUAUGCUAGCUAUUGGGAAUCAGAAACAAAUAUCCCUCCAGCAGGUUUCCAAUGGAACCUAUCGCCUAUAUUUUGGUCUAAAGGUGCCCGAAGACUUCUAUGGAUUCAGCCACAAUCAGAACGCCAGCCAGGCACAAGAAAAAAGUACUUUGCAUGCUGACAUAGCUAGUAGAAGUGAGACACUCCGUCAGCUGCUGCUAUCUUCAGAUGACUUCUAUGCGAGAUGGGCGCCGCUACUAAGGGCCUUAAUCGAGAAUGCCGAGGGACCAUUUCGCCCGUGGCCACUGUACCGUAUGGAUCCAGAGGCAGUGGGCUGGAACCGCGAUGUGGCUCCCGGGGUUACGUUAUUAGGUGAUGCAGCACAUGUAUCGACUCCGUUUGUUGGAGAGGGCGUGAACUGCAGCAUGUUGGAUGCAGUCAUGCUGGCGGACUCUAUCAUUAAAUAUUAUGAUAAUGGUGCAACUCCGACGAAUGAUGAGACUACAUGGCUUGAACAUGCACUAGCUUCGUACGAGAAAGAGAUGUUUGUGCGCGGUCGAGACUUGAUCCAGCGCAGUACGGAAAGCGAAGAAAGGCUUUUCGCUGAAAACGCCCCUGAUCUAUUUCUGGAGUGGUUCAACAGUGCUCUACAAGAUAAGAGUUGAUUGUAAGGUCAAUCAGAUCAAGAGAAAACCCCUGUACUAUAGUAUAUUUUAGUCAUGGUAGUUGAGAGUCCAAGCAUGUGAUUACGAAAACGGAAAGAAAAACAACCAUUACAUAUAUGUGUAACCGACUGAAUGACUGGGGAUAUAUUUUGUGUUGAGUAUUUUCGUACGGAUGUGCGAAUUAGAGACGUUACAGAUGUAUGUCAAAUCUAUUUCCAAUUUAUUGUUUGAAACAGUUAGCAUACAAGGGUGAUAGGGCAGGGGUACCUUUUUACUUCAAUUCUUGUUAGUAUUAGCAUUAGCAUGGC